Messenger RNA from Caenorhabditis auriculariae, 655 nucleotides. NCBI's taxonomy places the organism in Eukaryota, Metazoa, Nematoda, Chromadorea, Rhabditida, Rhabditidae. The record is from the annotation of a GenBank genome assembly.
AUGGAAUCGUCUUCACAAGAACCAGAAGAAAUCCUACCUUCUGGAGGGCUUGCAAGGAAAUCAACCACAGAAAAGUUCGUUUUUUUUUUCAACAUUUCGAUUUUUUAUUCGAAGUUUUCAGGCGGAACAGGGUAGUGACGUUCGCUGAAUUGAACCCUCAGGACCUUCUGGAUGGAGAUCGUGAGAAAGAAUUCCGAAUCACGCUACCGCCAAAGUAUGAUGACGUAAUUGAUGCAGAGAGGGAUGUCGAAAGUGGGUUUUUUUAAUUUUAUAAAAAAAGAUGACUCAAGUUAGUUUUUCUUCGAGUUAUUUUUUUCAAAUUAAACUUUCUCAUGUUAACAACCUAAAUCGCUUAAAAUGUACUAUACCGCCUGUUGGAAAAAAAUUGAGAUACUCUCACUGAAUAAUUUAAAUAUGUCGAUUUUCGUUGCGAAACCGACGCGAUUUCAAAAAUUCACAGAAAAAAACUUAUUUGAAGCCUAAAAAAAUGAUAUAUUGGACUUUUUAAAAAAAUAAUUUUUUUGAUUGCAACAUUUCAGGUCAAAGAGACCAUUCCCGGUCGCUCUCACGAUACGCCAAAGUGACGAUUUUCUCAUUUUUCUGCUUUGCUCUGUUAAUUCUCUUUCUCCUUCUUGCUGAAAAUAACACGCAUUGA